GCCUCCCGAGUGCUGGAAUUACAGGUGUGUGCCACCACGCCUGGCUUAAUUUUAAUUUUUAAAAUAUAUGUCACCCAGAAGUCUCGAAUAAGAAAGUUUUUUGGGUGUCCCUUAAGAUUUGUAGCUGGGACAACCUAGUCCCACACCCUGCAAGUCCUGUCUCUUGCUGCUUUGGGGGAGUUGUUCUGCCUCUCAGAACCUGGAUUUCCUCCUGUGUAAAAAAAGAGAGGCAACCAACCCCUGUACCUAUGCUCAGUCCUAGGAGGCUAUAACGAAGAUGCACAUCUCAGACCCAGGACAGGCUCUGGUGCACAGCAGCUUUACUCGGAUUUAUACGGGGAGGCCUGGUGUUAGGCCUGGGUUUGGUGAGAGGGUCCCAAAAUGGCGGUGACCUAGCUCUGCCCUUGGGAGCUGGCCCAGCGGCCUCAAACUUCCUGCUGCUUCUCCUGAAAGAAAGGCUUUUUUUCCCCCACUCCCGGCCUGGGCCUGAUGACCCCACAAGGCCCUUGGGGGUGGAACCCACGGCUGCUCGCUGUGGCCUCCCUGGCUCCCAGCACCUUCCAUCCCGGCUGCCCAGGCCGCCUCCGCCUCCCCGCCCCUCUCCCGCUGGCGGAGGCCAUGGCUCCUGGGCUGCCAUGAGGCCUGCUCUGCAGGGCUGAAGUCCAAAGUUCAGUCCCUUGCUAAGCACACGGAUAAAUAUGAACCUUGGAGAAUUUCCCCAGCUCCAAUGUAAAUAGAGCAGGCAGGGGCCCUGAUUCACCGGCCUCUGGGGCCAGGGUUGGGGGUUGGGGGUGCCCAAGGGCUUGGCUAGUGGGGUUUGGGGGGGCAGUGGGUGCAAGGAGCCUGGCUUGUGACUGCCAGCCGACCGGCAAGUAGACGGCCUGCGCGGUGGGUGGGGGAGGCGGCCAGCCCGGUGGCCCCGGGCCGCGUGGCCGCUGGUGGCCGAGCCAUGGUUUCUAAACUGAGCCAGCUGCAGGCAGAGCUCCUGGCGGCCCUGCUCGAGUCGGGCCUGAGCAAAGAGGCGCUGAUCCAGGCCUUGGGCGAGCCGGGCCCCUACCUGCUGGCUGGAGACGGGCCCCUGGACAAGGGCGAGAGCUGCGGCGGGAGCCGAGGGGAGCUGGCCGAGCUGCCCAAUGGGCUGGGGGAGACGCGGGGCUCCGAGGACGAGACGGACGACGAUGGGGAAGACUUCACACCGCCCAUCCUCAAGGAGCUGGAGAACCUCAGCCCCGAGGAGGCCGCCCACCAGAAAGCGGUGGUGGAGACCCUUCUGCAGGAGGACCCGUGGCGCGUGGCGAAGAUGGUCAAGUCCUACCUGCAGCAGCACAACAUCCCGCAGCGGGAGGUGGUGGACACCACCGGCCUCAACCAGUCCCACCUCUCCCAGCACCUCAACAAGGGGACCCCCAUGAAGACGCAGAAGCGCGCCGCCCUGUACACCUGGUACGUCCGAAAGCAGCGAGAGGUGGCGCAGCAGUUCACUCACGCAGGGCAGGGCGGGCUGAUUGAGGAGCCCACUGGUGAUGAGCUGCCUACGAAGAAGGGGCGGAGGAACCGUUUCAAGUGGGGUCCAGCUUCCCAGCAGAUCCUGUUCCAGGCCUACGAGAGGCAGAAGAAUCCCAGCAAGGAGGAGCGAGAGACCUUGGUGGAGGAGUGCAAUCGGGCAGAGUGCAUCCAGAGAGGGGUGUCACCAUCACAGGCUCAGGGGCUGGGCUCCAACCUCGUCACCGAGGUGCGUGUCUACAACUGGUUUGCCAACCGGCGCAAGGAAGAAGCUUUUCGGCACAAGCUAGCCAUGGACACGUACAGCGGACCCCCACCGGGGCCUGGCCCGGGGCCUGCGCUGCCGGCCCACAGCUCCCCCGGCCUGCCGCCGCCAGCGCUCUCCCCCAGUAAGGUCCACGGUGUGCGCUACGGACAGCCUGCGGCCAGUGAGGCGGCAGAGGUGCCCUCCAGCAGUGGCGCUCCCUUAGUGACAGUGUCUACACCCUUGCACCAAGUGUCCCCCACAGGCCUGGAGCCCAGCCACAGCCUGCUGAGCACCGAAGCCAAGCUGGUCUCAGCUACUGGGGGCCCCCUGCCUCCCGUCAGCACCCUGACAGCCCUGCAUAGCUUGGAGCAGACAUCCCCAGGCCUCAACCAGCAGCCCCAGAACCUCAUCAUGGCCUCGCUGCCCGGCGUCAUGGCCAUUGGGCCCGGUGAGCCCGCCUCUCUGGGCCCCACGUUCACCAACACAGGUGCCUCCACCCUGGUCAUUGGCCUGGCCUCCACUCAGGCCCAGAGUGUGCCCGUCAUCAACAGCAUGGGCAGCAGCCUGACCACCCUGCAGCCAGUCCAGUUCUCCCAGCCGCUGCACCCCUCUUACCAGCAGCCUCUCAUGCCACCCGUGCAGAGCCAUGUAGCCCAGAGCCCCUUCAUGGCCACCAUGGCCCAGCUGCAGAGCCCCCAUGCCCUGUACAGCCACAAGCCCGACGUAGCCCAGUACACACACACAGGGCUGCUUCAGCAGACCAUGCUCAUCACUGACACCACCAACCUGAGCGCCCUCGCCAGCCUCACACCCACCAAGCAGGUCUUCACCUCAGACACCGAGGCCUCCAGCGAGUCGGGGCUUCAUGGACCAGCGUCCCCGGCCACCACCAUCCACAUCCCCAGCCAGGACCCUGCUGGCAUCCAGCACCUGCAGCCUGCCCACCGGCUCAGCACCAGCCCCACGGUGUCCUCCAGCAGCCUGGUGUUGUACCAGAGCUCCGACUCUACCAACGGCCACAGCCACCUGCUGCCAUCCAACCACAGCGUCAUUGAGACCUUCAUCUCCACUCAGAUGGCUUCCUCCUCCCAGUAACUAUGGCAACUGCCUCCCAGGCGCUGCAGCCUGCCUUGCCUGCUGAGGGCGUGAGGACAGCAGCCACCACUGAUGCCUGGGGUACACAGGCUUCCCAAGCUUCCACUGCCCUCCCUGGAAACCUCUGCCUUGGUCCCCACCUUGCUCUGCCAGCAUCAAAAGGGGACAGAUCACCUGAAGAGGGCUGUGAGUUGCACAAGAGAGGACCCUGGAGAGCUGGGCAGCACAGCUUGUUCCUGGAAGGACUCUGCAGGGACUAUCCUGGUACUUGGGAUAAAAGACCUGUUACCUGGAACGAAGCGGGCAGCUUUUGACUCUGGCAUCACCGGUCUGGACCUGUGGGAAGCCCAGGGCCCAACAAGAGCCCCUGGUGGUCAGAACUCUCACUACACAAGCUUGAGUAGCUGUGACUCACUGCGCUCUAAGAGACCCUGGAUCAACGUGGUCAUGUCACUGCUGCACCCACCAGGUCAACCACCCUGCCCCAGCUCUUCCAGCCAGUGACCCCGUUUGUUCCUCUGCACCACCCUCCUGCAUACGCACCCCAGUGGCUGCUCUGUGCCAGGGCCUGGAGCUCUGAUGCCCAUGGUGGGGGCGGGGGGGGGGGGCUCAGGCUAAGCAGGCUAAGCAGGCAGACAAGCAGUGCUCUCCCUCCUCGUCCAGUAGGAGCACAUCUCAUGGACAUCUGUUCCCCUCAUCAGCCUGCCUCUACUAAUUAGGCCACUUCAGGGCUAAGAAGUUAUUCUUGCUCUUGUGGGUGCCCUAUGACUUGUGCCAAGUCCAGGUUCCACAGCAGCAGCUUCUGCAGACUCAGGGACCUACGGACCCUUUCCUUGCCUGGGAGACACUGCUGAGGUCAGCGGGAAGCAGGGCCUGAGCAACGGGCAGAGCUGAGAUGUCCAGAGGCAAAGAGCAGGGACAUCAGCAGACAGAGGCUCCCGUGUGGCCCGGACUGAUGCUUGGGGGCCCCAGGGAACUGGCAACCGCCCUGAGGAGUCUGAGUCCUUGGUGACACUGGGAGGGACAAAGCAGCCGUGUGAACCCAGGGAAGGGGUGACCUCAUGUGCUUGGGCCCACUGCAGAGAACCUGAGCCUCUGUGAGCUGCCUGCAGCUGGGCCUGAGGACGGGCGCAGGGAGAGCUGCACCCCUUGCAGCUUGUAGCCAGUUAUGGGUAAGGCUGGACAUUUAUUUAACUUUUAGUAAAGUCAAUGAGAAAUGUACAUAAA
Chinchilla lanigera (long-tailed chinchilla) is the source of this 4072-nucleotide messenger RNA. RefSeq names its product HNF1 homeobox A (gene Hnf1a). The transcript is spliced from 10 exons. The coding region runs from base 950 to 2845 and encodes 631 amino acids. Gene Ontology annotation, molecular function: DNA-binding transcription factor activity, RNA polymerase II-specific; RNA polymerase II cis-regulatory region sequence-specific DNA binding. The record is from RefSeq and is a predicted model, not a curated record. Gene Ontology annotation, biological process: regulation of transcription by RNA polymerase II; pancreas development; positive regulation of DNA-templated transcription. Gene Ontology annotation, cellular component: nucleus. Lineage: Eukaryota; Metazoa; Chordata; Mammalia; Rodentia; Chinchillidae.